GAGGAAGUGACGCGCCGGGGGUUCGCCUCCUCUCGUGGCUACCGCCAAACACGGAACCCGUGUACAGUACACGUCCCUCUGUCUCUCUACACACUGAGACUCGUGUCCCUCUGUCUCUCUCCCUCUCCCUCUGUCUCUCCCUCUGUCUCUCUCCCUCUGUCUCCCUACACACGAGACUCGUAUACCUCUGUCUCUCCCUCUGUCUCUCUCCCUACACACGAGACUCGUGUCCCUCUGUCUCUCUCCCUCUGUCUCUCUACAUCACCGCUGCUCUCUCGCUCGCCACGUGUCCACGGCGCCGGGUGGACCAGGCGGUGGGGAGGAAGGGUUUGGCGUGGACGAGAUUGCCAUGGAGGAGUUUGAGGUCGUGGCCAGUGAGCGCUACGGGAGCCGUCCCGAGCGACACUACUCGCGAGGGCCUGACGGGGCCCUCGUCUGGAGAGGCCGGGGCCAUGGUCAGAGUCGCGGGGGCCUCCUAGACGCUCUGACGUCGGUGUUCCUGCCCCAAGGCUACCCGGAGAGCGUGAGCGAAGACUACCUGACUUACCAGAUGUGGGACACGCUCCAGGCGUUCUGCAGCAGCGUGACGGGCGCGCUGGCCACGCAGGCCAUGCUCAAGGGCGUGGGCGUGGGCGACGCCGCCGCCUCGCUGGCCGGGGCCACCGUCACCUGGCUCCUGAGGAGUGGAACGGGAAUGCUGGGCAGCAUCGUGUUCGCCUGGAAGAAGGGGUCCAGUCUGGAUUGCGAUGCGAAGAAAUGGAGGUUGUUUGCCGACGUGCUCAAUGACGUCGCGAUAUUCCUGGAGAUCCUGGCCCCCGGCUUCCCGCCUCUCUUCACGCUCGUCGUGUGCGUCUCCGGCGUGCUCAAGUCCGUGGUGGGCGUUGCGGGAGGAGCGACCAGGGCGGCUCUCACCGUGCACCAAGCUCGGCGCGACAACAUGGCUGACGUGUCGGCGAAGGACGGCAGUCAGGAGACGCUCGUGAACCUCGCGGCGCUGGUGUUCAGUCUGAUGCUCACGCCGCUGGUGACCAACAACCCCACGUAAGUCACCUCGGGACGAGCAGAGGGAGAGAGGCCGGCUGGCCGACUGACUGCUCUGGUCCCUGCACGGCAGGGAAAUUACAAACUCUCGCUACGGGGCAGCGUGCGGAGACUGGUCACACCACCCAGACUGGUCACACCACCCAGCCUGUAGUCACACCAC
Molecule: messenger RNA, 1204 nt
Organism: Petromyzon marinus (sea lamprey)
Lineage: Eukaryota; Metazoa; Chordata; Hyperoartia; Petromyzontiformes; Petromyzontidae
Source: RefSeq, a predicted model, not a curated record